AUGAACCUAGGUAAUGGUAAGAAGGAAGAGGAAUUGGCAUUAGAACAGUAUGGAGUGAACCUGACAUCGAAGGCAAGAGGUGGAAAGCUAGAUCCAGUCAUCGGGCGUGACUCGCAUAUCCAACGCCUCAUUCAAAUCCUUUCUCGUAGGACAAAAAACAAUCCCGUAUUGAUUCUGUUCAUCGACGAGAUGCACUCUCUGUUGGGGCUUGUUAAGGCAAAGUGA
Messenger RNA from Letharia columbiana, 225 nucleotides. RefSeq lists its product as uncharacterized. Lineage: Eukaryota; Fungi; Ascomycota; Lecanoromycetes; Lecanorales; Parmeliaceae. The transcript has 2 exons. The record is from RefSeq and is a predicted model, not a curated record. The coding region runs from base 1 to 225 and encodes 74 amino acids. Gene Ontology annotation, cellular component: mitochondrial matrix; cytoplasm. Gene Ontology annotation, molecular function: ATP hydrolysis activity. Gene Ontology annotation, biological process: cellular response to heat.